Messenger RNA from Triplophysa rosa, 1062 nucleotides. RefSeq lists its product as uncharacterized. The record is from RefSeq and is a predicted model, not a curated record. The transcript has 4 exons. The coding region runs from base 63 to 869 and encodes 268 amino acids. NCBI's taxonomy places the organism in Eukaryota, Metazoa, Chordata, Actinopteri, Cypriniformes, Nemacheilidae.
GCGAAACAAACGUUCUUAAUAUUAGGUUCAUUUUCAAGCAGACUGGAGCAAACGAAGAAACAAUGACGGAACAACAUGAAGAAAAGCGCUACGAUCCUAAUGACACCACACUCAAGUUUGUAUCGCGCCAGGAUGAUAUAACUCUGGAUGAUGACCCUGAAAUUCUUCGAGCUGAGAUGUCAUGUGGUCAUGCAGUUACUCCACAGUCACUUACUGCAUGGUGUCGUAGUCUACUUGACCAGGGGCAGUACAAGUUCAUGUGCCCUGCACUUAAAGAUGGAACAACACAGAAGUGCAACGCAGAGUGGCAAUAUGUGGAGGUGCGGCGGUUGGCUGUACUGACACAAGAAGAACAGAGGCAUUUUGAAGAAGCCAUGGCUGUUCUGGCUGCAGCCGUGUACUGUGAACACAAAACAUGCCCUGGAUGUCAGACAUUCGUCGAGAGAGCCGAACUAACCAACCUCUGUGUCAUGUGCACUAUUUGCACAGCUGAAAAGGGUAAAACAUUUCAUUUCUGCUGGCAGUGCAGGAGGGAAUGGAAAGGUCCAGGACCUCGUUCUGACCGCUGCGACAACAUCGGCUGUAUCAACACUGACGUUGACAAGUUGUCCAAAUGUUGUGAUAUAACACUACCUGCUGUUAAUAAUUUGAGUUGCCCAUCCAUGCGAGCUUGCCCUACUUGUGGCAAUCUUGUGGAGCAUGACACGACAGGAUGCAAGAAUAUCAUAUGCAAUCGCUGCAAUGUUGAAUUCUGUUUUGUCUGCCUGAAAAUCACUAAGGUGUGCUUACAAACAAGUUCACACUUUAUUCCAUGUUCUGGCGGGCUUGCACCACGACAGACCUCUAUUCCAUCUUGGAAUAGACGAUAACUCGCCGUAAGAAAUGUUUUAAAACAAAAUAGGCUACAUUUAAAUUUUCCAUUAUUGCCUUAGUAUUAACAUGAGCUGUGAUUUCAUGUGGGAACAUUAAGUUUUGUCUACAGUCCCAUCCUCUUAUUAUUUUUUGACCGUUUUAUUUGGUCUAAUACUCUAAAUAAAACAUAAAAACAAAAUAAAUGUGAAU